Pogoniulus pusillus (Red-fronted tinkerbird) is the source of this 1578-nucleotide messenger RNA. RefSeq names its product MIF4G domain containing (gene MIF4GD). Gene Ontology annotation, cellular component: cytosol. The record is from RefSeq and is a predicted model, not a curated record. Gene Ontology annotation, molecular function: protein binding; translation activator activity; RNA binding. Gene Ontology annotation, biological process: regulation of translational initiation. Bases 180 to 848 code for a protein of 222 amino acids. Lineage: Eukaryota; Metazoa; Chordata; Aves; Piciformes; Lybiidae. The transcript is spliced from 6 exons.
CAGGCGAGGAAAUGACCUAAGAGGAAACCUGGGCCGUGCAGGGAGGGAGCGGGGCCGGGGCGGCGGGGCCCGGGACGCUGCGGCGAUGCCCCGGUGGCCAGAGGACCCAGCGGGGGCGGCCGGCAGGGACUGUCGCUAGCCCCUCCAUUGCCCUGACUCUCGGCCUGAGGAAUCCAGUCAUGGGGGAAACGGGCAAGGAGGAGUACAAAAUACAGUCAUUCGACACUGAGACUCAGAAGCUGCUGAAAACAGCCCUCAAAGACCCCAGCAGUGUGGACCUGGAGAAAGUGGCCAAUAUCAUAGUGGACCAGUCCCUCAAAGACUCUGUGUUCAGCAAGGAGGCAGGGCGCAUCUGCUACACCAUCAUCCAGGCAGAGAGCAAACAAGUUGGGCAGAGCAUCUUCCGGAGGAGCCUGCUGAACCGGCUGCAGCAGGAGUACAAGGACAGGGAGGAGCUGCGCAGCCGCUCGCUCCAGGCGUGGAUCUGCUACGUCACUUUCAUCUGCAACAUCUUCGACUACCUGAGGGUGAAUAACAUGCCCAUGAUGGCUCUGGUGAACCCUGUCUAUGACUGCCUGUUCCGGCUGGCACAGCCUGAGAGCCUGCAGAAGGAGGAGGAGGUGGACUGCCUGGUGCUGCAGCUCCACCGCAUAGGCGAGCAGCUGGAGAAGAUGAACUCCCAGCGGAUGGAUGAGCUCUUCUCCCUCCUCCGAGACGGCUUCCUCCUGCAGGAGGGGCUCAGCUCCCUCUCCCAGCUCCUGCUGCUGGAGAUCAUCGAGUUCCGAGCCGCCGACUGGAAGAUGACAGACGCUGCCCAGAAGUAUUAUUACAGCGAAGUGACAGAUUAACCUCUGCAGCAGAGGGGGAGAGAUGUCCCCAGCACUUUCACCAGCAAGCUUCAUACCAAGUUUGAAUUUCUUUUCACAAUAAUGUUUUUCUAGCACCUCCUGUAAAUAGGAUUUAUACCGGCUAGAGCCUCCGGGCAGGUAACUGUCAGGCUGCCACUGGGGCUGGCCUGGCUUUGGAGGUUUGGAGGGGUGGGAAGGGCAGGGAACGUUUCACCCUGCAGCUUCUCCUCCCGCUGAUUUCUGUCCCAACGCUGGGCUACUGCCAGCAAAGGACAUGGAAGGGCUUUGAGUCAAACCAGCGUUUUAGAUGGGUGUUGAGGAAAGCAGAGGCUAGGCUGAGGACGUUUGGGUUCACCUGAGCACCAGCAGAGCUGUGGGAGGCAGAGGGAAAAUCUUUCACAGCUCAGGUUGCACCUGCUUGUCUGGGACAAGUCACAGAAAACUCAGUGGCCUCACAGACAGCUCAUCCAAGUGCUGUUUCUCCCAGGCUCUCUUUCAGGCGUGCUGGCUGCACCUGCACGCACACAGCCUCCCCCACAGGUCACAGCCACCAGUACCUGCCACAGGGCAGCCUGCAGCUUUUCUAAGUUUUAUACAAUAACUGCCACGUGUUUUUUUCAGAAUUUAGCAAGUUUCAGCUGUGGUUUCUUACAGGAAUGGGAGAGGAAGAAAGGAAAUAAAUAGUCUAUUGAUUUUUUUUUCUAAUAAAGAGUUUCCCACUACUACUGCA